AGCUUAUGUGACAGGCGUUCCCAGCUACCCGAGUAGCUGCAACUGGCACCCGAACUGUAGACAUGUGUGGAAUCUUUGCCUAUCUCAACUACCAUGUGCCAAGGACUCGCCGUGAGAUCCUUGAGAUCCUCCUCAAAGGCCUGCAACGUCUGGAGUACCGAGGCUAUGACUCAGCGGGUGUGGGAAUUGAUGGCGGUAAUGGUAAGGACUGGGAGUCAAAUGCCAAGUCUAUCCAUCUGAUCAAGCAACGUGGAAAAGUGAAGGUUCUUGAUGAGGAGAUCCACAAACAGCAGGAUCUUGACCUGGAUGUGGAGUUUGACGUUCACAUCGGCAUUGCUCACACCCGCUGGGCCACCCACGGUGUGCCGAGCCCGGUUAACAGCCAUCCACAUAGAUCUGACAAGACAAAUGAGUUCAUUGUCAUUCACAAUGGAAUUAUCACCAACUACAAAGACCUGCGGAAAUUCCUGGAGAGCAAAGGCUAUGAGUUUGAGUCAGAGACUGACACAGAGACCAUCGCCAAGCUGGUGAAGUACAUGUAUGACAACCGGGAGAAUGAGGACAUCAGUUUCACUACAUUGGUGGAGCAGGUGAUCCAGCAGCUGGAGGGAGCCUUUGCCCUGGUCUUCAAGAGUGUGCACUACCCCGGAGAGGCAGUUGGCACAAGGAGGGGAAGUCCCCUGCUGAUGGGAGUGAGGAGUGAUCACAAGCUGUCCACAGAUCAUAUUCCUGUGGUCUACUGCUCCUCUGGUAAAGACAAGAAGGGCAGCAGUGCCCUACCCAGGACAGACCAGGACACCUCCCUGUUCCCUGUGGAUGAGAAAGCUGUGGAGUACUACUUUGCCUCUGAUGCAAGUGCAGUGAUCGAGCACACUAACCGCGUGAUCUUCCUGGAGGACGACGACGUGGCUGCCGUGAUGGAUGGCCGCUUGUCCAUCCACAGGAUUAAGCGUACGGCCGGAGACUAUCCAGCCCGCGCCGUCCAGACCCUGCAGAUGGAGCUACAGCAGAUCAUGAAGGGCAACUACAGCUCCUUCAUGCAGAAAGAGAUCUUUGAGCAGCCAGAGUCUGUGGUCAACACCAUGAGAGGGAGAGUCAACUUCGACAAUAACACAGUGAUCCUAGGUGGACUGAAGGACCACAUCAAAGAGAUCCAGAGGUGUCGGCGACUUAUCCUCAUUGCAUGCGGCACCAGUUACCAUGCUGGGGUGGCGACCCGUCAGGUCCUGGAGGAGCUGACCGAGCUGCCUGUCAUGGUGGAGCUGGCCAGCGACUUCCUGGACAGGAACACUCCUGUCUUCCGAGACGACGUCUGCUUCUUUAUCAGCCAGUCAGGGGAGACUGCUGACAGCCUCAUGGCCCUGCGCUACUGUAAGGAGAGGGGAGCUCUGACUGUGGGCGUCACCAACACAGUUGGCAGCUCCAUCUCCAGGGAGACCGACUGCGGAGUCCACAUCAACGCCGGCCCUGAGAUCGGAGUAGCCAGCACCAAGGCCUACACCAGCCAGUUCGUGGCCCUGAUCAUGUUUGCACUCUUGAUGUGCGAUGACAGGAUUUCCGUGCAGCCCAGACGCCGUGAGAUAAUCCAGGGCCUGAGAGUGCUUCCAGAUCUGAUUAAGGAGGUCCUCAGUUUGGACGAUGAGAUCCAGAAGCUUGCGACAGAGCUGUACCAGCAGAAGAGUGUACUGAUCAUGGGCAGAGGCUACCAUUAUGCUACCUGCCUGGAAGGAGCACUGAAAAUCAAGGAAAUCACGUACAUGCAUUCAGAGGGAAUCCUGGCCGGAGAGCUGAAACACGGUCCGCUGGCCCUGGUGGAUAAACUCAUGCCGGUCAUCAUGAUCAUCAUGAGGGACCACACCUACACCAAAUGUCAGAACGCCCUGCAGCAAGUUGUAGCUCGCCAGGGCCGCCCCAUUGUGAUCUGUGACAAAGACGAUUACGAGACCAUCAAGAACUCCAGCCGCACCAUCAAAGUGCCUCACUGCGUGGACUGCCUGCAGGGCGUCCUGAGCGUCAUCCCGCUGCAGCUGCUGUCCUUCCACCUGGCCGUCCUCCGAGGUUACGACGUGGACUGUCCAAGAAACCUGGCCAAGUCUGUGACAGUAGAGUGAGCCGCACCAUUCAUCACCGAACAACAAAAGCCUGGCAGACACACAUUCAAAGAGACGGCGAGGGAGCGUCGCUAUGCAGAAAUCAAGAGAAGACGAUGUUCCAUUUAUGUGUCUAGUGUCACGGCUCUUUUUAAUCUUUUACCCAACAGUCGUGUAUCUCACUGUUGUAUACUAUCUGUAUCUCACUGUCUCUUUUGUCAGAACCCUUUGGCAUCAUUGUCGUAUUAUUGUUGGAGAAGUUGUUUGUCUGAGAUGGCACGGUUUGGGCUGGCGCUGACAUUAUCUUCAUUACUCUGACCGUUUGGGAAUAAUCACAUUCAUGCUCAUAACUUGCGAGCAAGCCCUCCUUGUAUAUUUGUGCUUAUUAGUCUCACUGGGAGCGUCUCGGGGCUGAUGUUAAAGCUGUUGACUGACAGAAAUUAGGAUUUAAAGACCUUACUGGCUCUUUUUUUUGUCUUUAGUGCAAUGAUUUGUAGUUUAGUUGGGAUAUUUUUCUUUGGCAGCUAAUCAUCUGAAGUGUCUUCACUCCACAGUUGAAGUAAACGAGUCUUAAAUCAUUCCAAGCCACAGGUCACCGCUUCAUAAUUGCAGUGCAGUUUGCCAGUUUUGACUCAGUUUCUCUCUUGGACUUUCUUCUGAGGACACAGAAUUUACAGCAGGAGCAGCAGCAGUUAGAUCACAGAAAAGCUUGUGAAUACACUACUGUGUAAAGUCUUCUUGGGUAGGUUGCAAAAGCUUGCUCUUGUGUUUAAACUGACUGUUUCGGAUUUCAAACUCUGGUCUUGGUCAGCUCAGUUAACGAGAAUACACCUCGUUUAGUGAGCCACUUGCACCAGAGCGUGACAUUUUGUUUACCAUACACUGUUUCUACUUCUUAGUAUGUGCUUUAAAGCUAUUUGUGCACAAUUUAGUUUUUGAUUCUUAUGUUUAACCUGCUCGCCUCACACCUCAAAAGAGAGACUCCAUGUCUCCAGUUUACAUUUAAACUAAAAACUGAAGUAAUUAAAGCGAGAUGAAGAGUUUAUCUGUAGAGUAGAAGUUGCACCCAGCUGCCAGCCCGCACCCUGCCACCAUGACUUCUGCAAUAUUGGGACCAUUUGAAGCAAGUUUUUUUUUUCUUUUGUUAUAUUUGUUUGUCUUUUAAAAAAAAAAAAAAGAUUGUUAUAUUACUGAAGUUACUCUUUGAUUUGAAAUGUGAACAUUACUGUAAUUUGAACCAAAAAUCUCUACAGUGGCUUUGGCAGAUGUAAACCAAAACAUAUAUUUUAUAUGUUGAUUCUGUGUUUUUGUAGCCAAACCUGUAGUGAUGCCUGUAGAUUGUGUGCUGUGAAGAGGGGGCAUAUACAUAGUUUUAUGGCAGUGUGUCAGACUGUAGAUGUUUAUUUAGAUCAAAACUCAGAUGCCAGCUGUGUGUGUGUGUGUGUACGAUCUCAAAUGUGUUUCAAAAGCCAAGGAAAACGUGCCAUUGUACACACACACACACACACACACAGUAGUGAAGAAAUAGGAGCUGCUUGUUUUGUCCUUUAGUCCAUCGCAUAUUUUCAGUUUAUCAUAUUUAUCUUGCUUUUGCAAUCAAGCCUUAACUCGAUUUUUGCAUUUGUGUUCCCAAACAUUGAGCUUCUUCUGAGCCAGUGAAAGGGUUUGAAAACUGGACAAUGUUGGUACUUCUGUAGCCCACAUAUAUUAGCAGAUUCAUGACUGGAGGCACUGACAAAGGAAGCUGCACUGAAUCCUAGCAACACCUGUUGGGUUACUGAGAGAGUGGGGGCACUAUGUGUUAGUGGAACUGAUGCAAUAAAGUGUCAUGUACUUCCCUUUUUGAGUGUCCGAGCUCAUUCGAUGAAAAGGUGCAGUUGUUCAUGCUCGUCGUAGUCUCACACAUCCCGACAAUGAUGCCAAAUAUUGUGCUUGAUUAGAGUGGGCUGCAAAAAUCGUACAAUUAUUUUAUUCAGAUAAAAACAGUAGAGUCGUAGAAUUACAUUUGGAAUGAUAUUAAAAGUUUGCAAAUCA
This is a messenger RNA of Chelmon rostratus (copperband butterflyfish), 4124 nucleotides long. It is a transcript of the gene gfpt1, whose product is annotated as glutamine--fructose-6-phosphate transaminase 1. Gene Ontology annotation, biological process: UDP-N-acetylglucosamine metabolic process; protein N-linked glycosylation; fructose 6-phosphate metabolic process. The record is from RefSeq and is a predicted model, not a curated record. Lineage: Eukaryota; Metazoa; Chordata; Actinopteri; Chaetodontiformes; Chaetodontidae. Gene Ontology annotation, molecular function: carbohydrate derivative binding; L-glutamine:D-fructose-6-phosphate transaminase (isomerizing) activity. The transcript has 19 exons. The coding region runs from base 63 to 2111 and encodes 682 amino acids.